AUGGUCGGUGUCCCGCGCAGCAAAGGAUGUAGAACGUGCCUGCGUCGUCGCGUGAAGUGCGACGAACUUCGCCCAGAGUGCUCCCAAUGUCAGAAAUAUGGCGUCACAUGUCCCGGGUAUUCCAAGUCGAUGAAGUUCCAGGAUGAGGGGCCGCUGUUGCGCAAGCGAUUUGGGACCCGGGCCUCUCGCGGCCACCGAACAAUACGGGUAAAAGGCGAACAGGCCCUGCCGUCAGAUUCGAUUGACGAACGCGUUCUGCCCUCCCUGGUCUCCACGUCAAUGAGCCGCCAACAAUCGGCUGUGUUUCGCGAUUUCGUCUUAUCGGCCUUUCCCCGGUGGUUCGGGCUGAACAGGCACCGAGUCCGCGUCACUUGGGCCAGCUACGUUGUCGAGCAGCUCGGGCGCAAUCAGGCCUUCGAUGCCGCUAUCUAUUGCAUCACCUGUGCCUUCAUGGGCCAAUACCACGAUGACGCCCGACUGCGGCAAUCGAGCUGGGAGAUGUAUUCCAAGGCGAUGACCUUGCUCAAAGACUCCGUGGCAGACGAGUCCAUGCUGAAGUCCCGCGAAAGCGUGAGUACGUCCAUCUUGCUCAGCCUCUUUGAGGCGUAUUCCAUGACCAAGGACGAUUCCUGGGCUCGACACGCGGGAGGGACGGCGUUGAUGAUGUCUCUUCGAGGCCCCAACGUCCACCGAACUGGCUUUGAUCGUUGCUUGUACCUGUCCUUUCGCAGUUUUCUGGUCGCACAAGCUCUCGUCGAGGGCAAGCUGUGCAUCUUCGAGAAGCCCGAGUGGCAAGCCCUGAUCGAUCGAAUCCGUCGGGAGGAUAUGAACGAUCCAAGAGUCGAUGAACCCAUCUCCGUCUUCAUCGACAUCUCCGACCGAAUCUUCAUGGAAAUCGCCAAGUUUCCGGGCCUUGUCAGUGAGGCGCGCGCCUUGAUGACGUCCCCCGUCAGGCAGCCAACCAAGAUCAAGCUCCUUGCGGCCCGCAUCUGGAACUGUCGCGAGACUACGCGUUCUCUUGCCGCAGAGAUGCGAACGGCCCUUUCAGUUCACGGUUACUUAUCCCGGUUGGGUGACGCUUCGUUUGUUGGUCCCAUUGCGUCGUCUUUCCCCGAGUCCUUCGCCAACUGUCUGCUUCGAGGGACGGACACGACGAUCGCUGUUCUCGACCUACUCCUGGCUGAUCUCGCCGCCAUUGAGAUGACGACCAUUAACCCGACAGCGGGCUCUGCACCGUCUUCGGUAUUACUACCUCGAGUGAAAGAUUCGCGCUUCGCCCCCGUUUGUCGCCCAUUCCGGAUCGUUUCCGGGCUGAGACAUGAUCAGUACUCUGACGGAUUCAAGGCCCAAGCUCGCGUUAACGAAUGGCUAGAUCUGGUGGCUUCGAGCAUGGGAAUGGAAGGACUGAGAGUCGUGUACGAUAUGAGCAAACCACAGACAAUACCAUUACGAUGA
Molecule: messenger RNA, 1455 nt
Organism: Rasamsonia emersonii CBS 393.64
Lineage: Eukaryota; Fungi; Ascomycota; Eurotiomycetes; Eurotiales; Trichocomaceae
Product: C6 zinc finger domain protein
Exons: 2
Coding region: 1-1455 (484 amino acids)
Biological process (GO): regulation of DNA-templated transcription
Molecular function (GO): DNA-binding transcription factor activity, RNA polymerase II-specific; zinc ion binding
Source: RefSeq, a predicted model, not a curated record